This is a messenger RNA of Chionomys nivalis (European snow vole), 1466 nucleotides long. RefSeq names its product single-pass membrane protein with coiled-coil domains 4 (gene Smco4). NCBI's taxonomy places the organism in Eukaryota, Metazoa, Chordata, Mammalia, Rodentia, Cricetidae. The record is from RefSeq and is a predicted model, not a curated record. The transcript is spliced from 4 exons. Bases 791 to 970 code for a protein of 59 amino acids.
GCGCGGCUGCGGGAGGCCGGGGCGCCGCGGGGGGCGCGCGCUGGCGGGCGGGACGGCUCCGCGCUCCCCGCCGCGCCUUCCGGGCCGGGCCGGGAAAAGUUGGGGCGGCUGGCUGGCCUCGGGGGCCGGGCGGGAAGUGCGGCGCGGGCGGCCGAGGCCCCGCGCGGCCCGCAGAGGGGCGCGGGGUUGCAGGUGGCGACAGGCGGCCGGGGAACCCGGGAAGGCGGCGGGGACGAACUGGCCUCUUCCCCGCUGCGGCCCAGGGGCCCGGCCCAGAGUUGGGGGCCCCUCGUGGCGUCCGGGGCCCCCGUGGGGAAGGAGCCUAGCGUGGUUUCCUGCGUCGCGGGCUCCAGGACCGCCCCUCCCGGUGCCUCAUUCACCUCACACUGCGGUGCGUUUGUCCUGGGGAAGUUGAGCGGGCCGCCGAGUGAACGGAAUCACUCAGGUCACCCUGACUGGAAGUCGGCUGACUGGCGUCACUGAAACAACAGCUCCAGAGUUUGAAGAAAAGGCUCUGGUCCAGGCUCACUUCUUCUGAAUCGCUCUGCCACCACUAACAGAAAGCUAGCAGCUUCCUGGAGGCUGGGCGUCUGUCUUCUCACACCCCGUGAAGGAAGAGCACUUUGCUACCGAGGGCGACAUUUCUGCCCGCGUGGUUCGUAGCUGGCUCCUUGCCAUCGUCCGAGUCAAGAAAUAUUUGAAUGAGAGAGGCUCCCGGCCCGGGACAGAGGAUUGCAGCCCUUUCUUCCAGAACUCUCUGGACGCAUCUUCCCAGCAUCCUCUAGCAAAGAUGCGUCAGCUCAAGGGAAAGCCAAAGAAGGAGACAUCCAAGGACAAGAAGGAGCGGAAGCAGGCCAUGCAGGAGGCCCGGCAGCAGAUCACCACAGUGGUGCUGCCCACCCUGGCUGUGGUGGUGCUCCUGAUUGUGGUGUUCGUGUAUGUGGCCACGCGCCCCGCAGUUACCGAGUGAGCCCCUCCGUUCCAGCUCUCCUCUGCAGACGUGUCUACAGCGCCAAGCUCCCAGCAGGAGGGCCCUGUCUUCUCUGCUCUUUGACUUGACUAAAAUUUCUCUACUUGUUUGGGGGAGGGAAUAGGGAAUAUUUUAUCAGUGAAUGUGCCAUACACCUGAUGGUCCACUUCAUGUGCCUUUCAGACUUCAAAGCAGAGUGUGUGUGAGUGCGUGUGUGCGUGCGUGUGUGUGUGUGUGUGUGUGCGCGUGCGUGUGUUUCUUUUUCUUCUGAAAUCGAUGCAUAACUGCUCCUGGGGAGCCGAGGACUCUCUGGGUGAGGCUGUUGGUUGGAAUCAGUGCCACCUCCCUACCAUCCCUGCAACAUGCUCUCCUGCUCCUGCUCACUACUUCCUAAGGGGACAGCAUUUCUGCUCUGUGCUUGAUGGGAUUUGAAAUAUGUUGAUUCAAAGUGAAAUAUUUAUUUUUUGAAUAAAGGAGAUAAUAGUCUUAAACUGGA